AUGGAGGGGAGCCUCUGCCAUGAGCUCGAGACCGACCUCCCGGCCGCCGAUCUGUGGGAGGUCUAUGGGGGCCUCCUUGUUGGGCAGUUAGUUACCCAGCUGCUUCCUCAGUUAUUCUCAAAGGUUGAGGUCUUGGAUGGAGACGGUGACGUCAGUACAGCCUUGCUGGUUACCUUCGCUCCUGCUCCUGGAACUGAUGCCAGCUCCGGGAGUUGCAAGGAUAAGUUCAUCAAGAUCGACAACGAGAACUAUGUCAAGGAGUCCGAGGUGAUUGAAGGAGGUUUCCUAGAUCUUGGAUUUCGGAAAUAUCUGGUGCGGUUUGAGAUUAUUAGAAAAGAAGAUAAGACCUCAAUAAUAAGAUCAACCGUUGAGUAUGAAGUUGACGAAGAGCACAUCAGCAAUGCCUCCCUUGUCAGUACCAGGGUUUUUGCUUCUAUUGCUGAGGCAACCGUGAAUGAUAUCAAGGAUCAGAAGAGUAGCAGGCAAGCUCCAGAAACAGAGUUCUGA
Molecule: messenger RNA, 507 nt
Organism: Panicum hallii
Lineage: Eukaryota; Viridiplantae; Streptophyta; Magnoliopsida; Poales; Poaceae
Product: S-norcoclaurine synthase-like
Exons: 2
Coding region: 1-507 (168 amino acids)
Biological process (GO): abscisic acid-activated signaling pathway; defense response
Cellular component (GO): cytoplasm; nucleus
Molecular function (GO): signaling receptor activity; abscisic acid binding; protein phosphatase inhibitor activity
Source: RefSeq, a predicted model, not a curated record